This is a messenger RNA of Cokeromyces recurvatus, 640 nucleotides long. RefSeq lists its product as uncharacterized. The record is from RefSeq and is a predicted model, not a curated record. The transcript is spliced from 2 exons. Bases 216 to 377 code for a protein of 53 amino acids. Lineage: Eukaryota; Fungi; Mucoromycota; Mucoromycetes; Mucorales; Mucoraceae.
AAAAAAAAUAAAAUAAAAAAAAUAAAAAGCAAUCAUGAACACAUAAUCUUUCUUUAAGAAUGAAAGAGACUAUCAACUCAAAUAAACAAAGAGCUUCAUUUAUUUCAUUUCUGUCACUAUUUAUGCAGUUCGGUUGGCACACAUUUGAGAUAAAGACGUCAAAAAUAGUCUUGCCAAUCAUCAAAGGUUUUACACUCUGAUUCUGUUCUUUUGCUAUGAUUGAUUCGUUAUGUAUAUUUCUUUGUUUAUCUUCUUGGCUUAUUUUUACUUUUUACUAUUUAAAAAAAAAACAAUAUCAUUCAAUUGGAUAUAAACCGUUUCUUAUCAUCUUCAUAGGAGAUGGUUUCUUCUGUUCCCCUCCUCAUGACAUGGUAUAAUUGAUAAUAAUCGAAUUCCCCUCCCCUCCCCUUCUUUCUUUUGUCAAAAAAAAAAAGCAUCAAACCAUUAUUGUAUUCAAAACAUGAAAAGACUUGCUUUUCACAUGUUUUUGUAUUUACAGUUACUACUACUAAUUCAGAGUCGCGUUUUCAUACUAGUAGUGAAAAAAAAAGAAGAAGGAAAGAAAGAAAGAAAGAAAGUCAAGUUUGAACAAUUAAAAUUGUAGUGCUUCAACACAUCAUAUGUCAAAUUUGUUCGUGAG